AUGAGGACGAAGCGACAACAAUGGUUGCUACCUCGAGUCCAUGUACUUUUAUUCGUGGUCCUGCUGUUGGUGACGUUUCCCAGCGUGUCAGUAUCUCUGCAACGUCCACAACAACAACAACAAGCCAAUGCUCGAAGAAACACACCUAAUAUCCAACCGAAACAACAGCGUGGAAACCAUAUUGGCACUACUGCUACCUUCUCUACCAAUAGCAAUAGCAAUAUUCGCCUCUGCAAAUUGGAAUCGCAAGUGAUGAAUCUGUUUCAAUGGACGAUGGUAUUGUUGUCGUGGUCUCACAUCAAGACGACACUGGCACAACGCAAAAUGACGAUUGAACCACUCUGUCUCUUGAUUGCCAGUUUGUGCAAUCUCUCCUAUGGCAUGUUCAGAUACCUCACUACCAAGAGGCCCUCCUCUUCUUCUUCAGUCAUUACUGACAAUACUACUACUACUAUAAAACAGUGGAUGCGACAAUGGAAACGAUUCGAACUGGUGCAUUGGUGUCUGACGGCCUACAUUGUGUGGUGUCAUUAUCGACACGAUAUUCACUUACUGACAUUGGGAAUGAGUUGGUUUGUCUCGGUGUGGAUUCGCCACGAAUUGCAGAUUCCACGCACACUUACUACAACUAAACAACAAUUCUCUUGGACAUGGCCCAAACGAUGGUAUGUCGUAGUGGUGGAAUAUGGGGCUGUCUACGUCCCCGCAUCGAUGCUCUUGUGGGGCAGUGUCGCCGCCAUGCAACUGCACGCGGACGAUGGACGCAUCGGAUACUGUAUUGCCUUGGGGAUUCCAUUGGUCGCGAAUGUACUGGCAUCCAUUGCCGUCAUGGUCGAUCUCGAAGAUUUGCGGGAUGCUCCUUCUGUUCUACUCUUUAUGACGACGCAACGAUUGGAUCGACUCGUGCGCAUCUUGACGGGUUGGUGGAUGCUACUGGGAGUAUCCAUUCUCAGUUUGGUAUUGUCCACGGGGGUGCAACUCCAAUUUCCAAAGGGUAUGCUGGUGUGGCACCGUGACACGCUUACCGUGGCACGUCAAGACUACCAUCCCCCGUGGGCGCCACUCGGUAUUCUCAUUUGGGUCUGUCUUCCUUACUGGAUUCGGUACUGUGUCAAAACAUUUGUUCGAGAACACGAUGGAACCGUGGCAUUGUCGCAACCAACUACAAAAACAACAACCAACACCUUUUGA
Messenger RNA from Seminavis robusta, 1191 nucleotides. The record is from the annotation of a GenBank genome assembly. NCBI's taxonomy places the organism in Eukaryota, Bacillariophyta, Bacillariophyceae, Naviculales, Naviculaceae.